UAACUACUUUUUUUUCUUAGCAGUAAAUCUCCCCUAAUCCUGUGGGCUGAGGAGACAAAGGCCUCUGGGAUCUAAUCCUGGACCUUUUAGUGAGGUUCCGGGGCUGGCCUACAGAACCUCUACUAAAUGUCUUCUUUUUAUCAGACACUUAUAUAGCUUGACAGCCAAGAACAGCGGGAAAAAAAGCUAAGAAAACACAUAUUCACAUAUUUUAGGAAUCUAAAUGUAUGAACAAGUACUGUACAAGUAUGAACAAAAAUGUUACAUUUUAUGCCAAAUGUUCAGUUCCUAUUGGGCAAAACAACUACAAAAAAUAUAAUGUAUCCGACAAGUAUUGAACGAGAUUGUAGUCACUAGCUUGAUAAAGUCAUUAUUCAAAUGGGGGACUAGAUACAUGAAGUGCUUUCAUUUCUAAACAUAAAACAAAUAUAUUAAAAUAUACGCUCAAAAUAAAAGGUAUACUGUCACCUAAUAUUAAACAUUUGAUCUCAAAUCCAAAAUGCUGGAGUAUAGAGACAAAUUAAAAAAUUUAGCUUCACUGUACAAAUACACAUGGUGGUGAGUGUAUAUAUUGCCAAAGAAAAAGGCAUGGGAUUGUGUGACCCCUGAGACUGACUGUGUGGGUCACUGAUAAAAUGCAGCAGACAUUUGAACAGAAAUAUGCCUGAUAGUGAGGGAACCACCCAAGAGGUCUAAGAAAUACAUUCACUACACCCACAACAUCUGCUAAUCACAUCUAUGUGACCAGUAACAUUUGAUUUGACCUUUAGUCAUGGUAUUAUGCAAUUAAACUCCUACAGAAAUAGCGUAAUUGAGGGCAAAAAUGAAAACCUCGUAAUGUAUCGCUGGCCAGACUUUUGCCUUGAGGUUCAGAGUAAAAGAAAAGAAUGAACGUUUCAGUAACAAAUUGAAGAACACAGAGGGCUGUUAAAAACAGUGAGGUGGCUGCUUUUCGCUCCAGUUGUGGUAAUGGCCCCUCUCCUGACUGUAUGGCUGGUGUACUUGGUGUGUGUUUUACCCUGACUCUGGGACACAACUGAUACUCGUGGGAAGCAUAAUCUGUCACUGAAUGCUUAGCCUUCCCACCCUUCGCACCUCCGCUAAGGCCUUAGUGGAAUUUACAUGUCUAAACCCUUCAGCCCAAAGCAAGAGCUGGGUUAUUGGAGAUGAUCUUAUUGGAGAGUGUUACAAUUUGAAAUGUGUCAGAAUGCACAGGUGUGCCAGGACUUUGGGGUGAGGAGAAAUACAUUUUGUUAGAUGGACUGUGAUAUCCAUACUAGUAAUUGUGUUUUCAUAUUUUCAUUCCACAAGAUACAGAUUUCAUUGCACCAGUAGUAACAUUUGGAUAUCAUAUUUCUAUUCCGAUACAUUUAAUUCCAACAUAAUACUUUACAUGACAAUAUAUUGUACACACCAUUGGCUUAGAGCAUGAUUUAGUCAUGGAUACUGAAGUUGUGAAAUUUUCUGAGGGUGUGCAGUGCAGCAGCCUACUUUAACAAAGUGUAAUGUGAUGUUUACUGCAUUUGUUAAAAGAAGUUGAGAUUAAUUCAAGUGUUACUGAAAAACACACUCCACCUAACCUAUUUGCAAAUUAGGAAAAACCAUUUGCAUGUUGUGUUUUAUCACUAUUUUCUUUAUUUUGGUGGGAUAAUAGUUCUCUUUGAGGAGAUUUUGAAUCUGGCUCAAUUGAACCUUAGGAAAUUGGUCUCAAUGGCCAAUGUCCAAAUUGUGUUUCACAGGCUGACAGUUUAUGGGCUAAAUAUGUAGCCUGUUAGCAAAACAAACUGCAAAGCAAACCCCUUCCAAGUGGAGAUUGACAAAGCAGGGAGUUUGGGAGAAAGGAGGCUGAGAACAGGGAACAAUCAACGGGCUGUUAUUUUAAUCUGGCCUGCCACUGAGAUUAGCAGACUACAUUGUUUUAAUUGUUUUAACAGGAGCGAAUGAAACACUCGUUUUAUUGAGGGGGGAUCCUUUGCGUAAAUCUCCCCAAAUUCAAUAGUUUAAAAAACUUGAGGCAUUGGACCCCCUCUUUUCCCUCAUCCCACCUAAUCCAGGGUAAUACCUUUCUUUCUAUUGGCUAACGGUUGAGGGGAGCUGGAGUAAAUGGUUCUUUAAAAAGUCGUGGGUGAGAAUGGUCUUCAGAUAAUUAGAUCCAUGCCACGACAAAGGGUAGCGGCGUACGAGGAUAAGGCCUGCAUUUCAAACUAUUGGACUGUAUAGGUGGACUUCUAAAAGCUCACGAGAAUAGGUUCAUUUCUGCUGUUUUGUGUGCUUCUCAGGUCCGCUAUGAAUGCCUUACAUUUCUGCGGGGGAUCCGACAGUGGCAACGGAGUCUAUCCUCUGCACAGCGUCAACUCCGUGUUUUUCGACCUCCACCACCAGAUGGCAGACCAGUACCCGAUUUAUCCAUCAACCAAUUCCUCCUCGGUACACACGUUCUCUGUUGCUGAAAGACUUGCAGAGUUGAUACUGGAGGCCCGUUAUGGGAACCAGCAGAAGCAGCGUCGGAUCCGCACAGCCUUCACUGUGUCUCAGUUACAGGCUCUAGAGAAAGCCUUCCAGCAGACCCAGUACCCUGAUGUAGGUAUGAGAGAGAGACUGGCUGUCUGCACCAAUCUGCCUGAGGCUCGCAUUCAGGUGUGGUUUAAGAACAGAAGAGCAAAGUUCCGUAAGGGACAGAGAUGCUCCCCUCUUCCCAGAGAGCAAAGCCUGGAGGAACCAUAUCAAACCAAGGCAGGGGGGGAAGAGAGGAGUACCAAGGAUUCAAAAACACAAAGUGAAAUAGCUCCUCUCUGGGAAGUCAGUGAUGCUCCUACCAUUUCUUGUCCUGGAGACUCCAUUGUGUCUCAGAACCACUCAAGAUUACAUUCUCCUCCCGUUUUUCCCUUUGUGGGUGGAGAACGGUACCACCUUCCACAUCAUCAGGCUUUAGGGAUGCUGUCAGCUGGCCUACAUUUCACCCCCACAUUCUGGCCCAUUCUACAGCAACACAGCCCAGCUAUAGGAGUUGCCCCACCGGUUGGUAAAAACUGCAGUCUUUCCCUUCAGACUUCCUGUCCCAGUAAAGCUGUACCCACCCCCAACCUGGGUCUAUAACUGCACUACCAACAACAACAACUUCUCUUCAGUGUGUGUUGGCAAAAAGGGACUCAAAGGAGGAAAUCCUACACUGCUGCACUGGUGUCAACAUGGACACAGAUAAACUACUGAUUUUAUACUUUGACUCUGUACAACUUUGUGAUUACAAGGAGCCUUUGCUAAUUGUCCUGGUAGAGUGCAUCUGACAAGUGAAUAUGUCUGUAGAUAAGUUUGAUUAAGAAACACUCAAAAGGGCUAGUAUGUUGUGUUGUUGUGAGCAUUUGGGAUUGCAACCUGGAGUGGAUUGGUACAUGCUUCAUUUGCAUAAAGAUGUUACUUUCAGUUUUUACUCACUUAUCACAAGCACUUAGGAGAAUAGAGAAUUGUGAUGUGGUUUGGGGCACUUUUCUUUUCAAUUUUCAAAUCGAAUAACCAUUUGUUCAAGACAAUGUUCUGUAAUGUCUCACAGUAGGAAUAUUUAUUCCUAUCCUAUGUUCAUUUUAUGGUUAUACACAACAAAACCAUAAUUCAACUCGAUGUGAAUUUUAAAAUGUAUUAUGAAUAAAAAUGAUUUUGAAUGUC
Molecule: messenger RNA, 3660 nt
Organism: Oncorhynchus keta (chum salmon)
Lineage: Eukaryota; Metazoa; Chordata; Actinopteri; Salmoniformes; Salmonidae
Product: diencephalon/mesencephalon homeobox protein 1-like
Exons: 4
Coding region: 2287-3096 (269 amino acids)
Biological process (GO): regulation of transcription by RNA polymerase II
Molecular function (GO): RNA polymerase II transcription regulatory region sequence-specific DNA binding; DNA-binding transcription factor activity, RNA polymerase II-specific
Source: RefSeq, a predicted model, not a curated record